AGAAGAUUAGUUUCACCGCGCUCUCUGUUGUGUUGUCACGUUGUUUCUGUAAAUAGAAAAUACAGUUUUUGAAUCAGGUCAGUAAAUACCUGUAAUAUUCUCAUCCUCACAGUCGAGACUAAGUGUUGAAUCAAGCAGGAAUAUCUGGAAAAGUAUCAUCUGAACUGAGAUCUGCUGCUGUGAAGAUGGAGUUUGUUAAAGAGGAGAGUGAAGAGAACACGAGAGAACCAGAAACCUGGAGAAUAAAACUCGAGGAAACAGAAACCCGGAGAAUAAAACACGAGGAGCCAGAAACACAGAUAAUAAAACAUGAAGAACCAGAAACCCGGAAAAUAAAACAUGAAGAACAAGGAGAGUAUAUUGAAGAAAAUGUGGAGAAAGAAUUGGAAGUUGAGGAGAGGAAUCAUAUUAAAACUGGAGAAAACCCUUCAACUUGCUCUCAAAGAAACAAAUUGUCAAGAAAAAAUGGUCUUGAUGUUCACAUGAAAUUGCACACUUGUGAUCAGUGCGGGAAGAAUUACAUACGAAAAGAUCGCCUUAGAGCACACAUGGGAGUUCACACUGGAGAGAAACCGUUUAAUUGUGAUCAGUGCGGGAAGAGUUUCACACGAAAAGAACUACUUACAGCACACAUGAGAGUUCAUACUGGAGAGAAACCGUUUAAUUGUGAUCAGUGCGGGAAGAGUUUUUCACUAAAAGGACUACUUACAGCACACAUGAGAGUUCAUACUGGAGAGAAACCGUUCACUUGUGAUCAGUGCGGGAAGAGUUUCUCACAAUUAUCACAUCUUUAUGCACACACAAAUGUUCACACUAGAGAGAAACUGUAUGCAUGUGAUCAAUGUGACAAAAUGUUUUUGAGGGCUUCACACCUGAAGCAGCACCUGAGAGUUCAUACAAAAGAGAAACCACAUUCAUGUCAUUUGUGUGGAAAGAGUUUUUCACGUCUACAACAUUUGAAAGGGCAUCAGAAAAUACAUACUGGUGUGAGAGAGUACAUGUGCUUUGAGUGUGAAAAGACUUUUACUACAGCGACCAAUUUAAAACAGCAUGAGAGGAUCCACACUGAAGAGAAAUCCUACAAGUGUUCACACUGUGACAAGAGAUUCGGUAAUUCAUCAAGUCUGAAAACACAUGAGAGGAUCCACACUGGAGAGAAACCUUACAAGUGUUCAUACUGUGAACAGAGAUUCAGUCAGCCAGGAGUUUUGAAAACACAUGAGAGGAUUCACACUGGAGAGAAACCGUAUCACUGCACUGAAUGUGGGGAGUGUUUCUGUCAUCUAACUUCUCUACACAGACAUACAAAAAACAAUCACAGCAAGUAGGUCAUCUUCAGAUUUGAUGCUGCCUCCCAGUACCGCCACUCCCUAUACGCAGAGUACGCAGAGAGAAACUCCCUUCUGAUAUUGCUCCACUAUUUUUCGCCGCAGCAUUGGAGGAAUUGGUGAUCCUCUGUCCAUCUUGACUUCUGAAAGACACUGCCAUUCUGAGAGGCUCUUUUUAUACACAAUCAUGAUGCCAAUUGACCUAAGUUGAAAAUUGGUCAUCCAACCAUUCCUUAUAUGUACGUUUAACUUCUCUUGACUCUUAUAGCUACCUGUACCAACUUUUUUGGAAUGUGUAGCUCUCAUGAAAUCCAAAAUGAAUCAAUAGUUGGCAUGACAUUUCAAAAACUCUCACUUUCAACAUUUGAUAUGUUAUCUCCAUUCUAUUGUGAAUCAAAUAUAAGCUUAUGAGAUUUGUAAAUUC
Molecule: messenger RNA, 1752 nt
Organism: Carassius gibelio (silver crucian carp)
Lineage: Eukaryota; Metazoa; Chordata; Actinopteri; Cypriniformes; Cyprinidae
Product: zinc finger protein 239-like
Exons: 2
Coding region: 186-1328 (380 amino acids)
Biological process (GO): regulation of transcription by RNA polymerase II
Molecular function (GO): DNA-binding transcription factor activity, RNA polymerase II-specific; RNA polymerase II cis-regulatory region sequence-specific DNA binding
Source: RefSeq, a predicted model, not a curated record